Malassezia pachydermatis is the source of this 1785-nucleotide messenger RNA. RefSeq names its product apc amino acid permease. Gene Ontology annotation, molecular function: transmembrane transporter activity. Gene Ontology annotation, cellular component: membrane. Gene Ontology annotation, biological process: transmembrane transport; amino acid transport. The record is from RefSeq and is a predicted model, not a curated record. The coding region runs from base 1 to 1785 and encodes 594 amino acids. Lineage: Eukaryota; Fungi; Basidiomycota; Malasseziomycetes; Malasseziales; Malasseziaceae. The transcript has a single exon.
AUGUUUAAAGGCGAGCCGGCCAAGGAUGAAAAAAUUUAUGACCGGGGCACAGAAGUCACACACAAAGAUGUGACCGAUGUCAAUUCUACCCUUGAUGACGAUGAUGCCCAGCUUGCGCGUCGCCUUGGUCACCGCUCCGAGUUUGCUCGUGAAUUUAAGAGCUUCUCAACCAUCUCAUUCGCCUUUGCUAUCAUGGGUCUGGUAUCUUCCAUUGCCACUACUUUCUCCACGCCUUUUCUCUAUGGAGGUGGGCCAGCAUCGACUGUUUGGGCGUGGUUUAUGGGAUCAUGCUUCAAUAUGACCCUGGGUACUGCGAUUGCAGAACUAGUCUCAGCCUAUCCAUCAUCGGGCGGUCUCUAUUCUGCUAGUGGUAUGCUUGUCCCCCAGAAAUACCGAGCUCCGGUGGCGUGGUGUACAGGAUGGCUCAAUUUGACUGGUCAAAUUGCUGGUAUUGCUGGUACUGAAUAUGGUCUUUCGCAGAUGAUCUAUGCAUGGGCCUAUGUCAUCUCAGAUGGAAACUUUAUUGCUACCCGUCCCAUGACAGUGGGUCUAUACUUUGCUUUGCUCGUUAUUCAUGGGUGCAUCAACACACUGGACUCCAAGACGCUAGCUAAGAUGACCGGCUCGUACGUCGUUGUCAACAUUGGCAUUACCUUUGUCAUCAUCAUCGUCUUGUUGGCCACGACCCCUUUGCAUGAGAUGCAUGGACCCUCGUAUACAUUUGGAAAGCUGAUUAACAACACGGGAUGGACAGGUCAAGGUGGUGAUGCUCUUGCUUUCUUGUUCGGUCUUUUGUCAGUUCAGUUCGUGAUGACAGAUUACGAUGCGACUGCUCACAUUUCCGAGGAGGUACACCGUGCCUCUAUCGCUGCACCGGUGGCUAUUAUGGUAGCUGUAGCUGGUACAGGUAUUGUUGGCUGGCUCCUUAAUAUUGUCCUCGUCAUUACUUCAGGCGAUGUGGUGAAUGGUGAUGUGGACCAAAUGCCAGCUGGUCUGGCUAUGGCUGAGAUUAUGCGUAUGCGUAUGGGCAAGGUUGGUUUCCUAGUUGUGUGGCCCUUCGUGUGCCUUGUGGCCUUCUUUGUGGUGACCACUGCGACGCAGGCCAAUGCGCGUUCCUUCUAUGCUUUCUCGCGUGAUCGCGGCUUGCCUGACCGCCGUUUCUUCAGCAAGAUUUUCAAGCCUACGGGUACAACUGCCAACGCUGUAUGGCUUGUGAUUGUACUAUGUAUGCUUCUUGGCUGCCUUGGCUUUAUUUCGCAGACAGCUAUCAAUGCGAUCUUCGCGUUGGCUGCCUUGGGUAUGGACAUUUCCUAUCUAAUUCCCAUUGUUUGCCGCCAAAUCUUCCAAAACCAUCCCGAGGUACUCUUUGAGCCUGGUCCAUUCACUCUCGGCAAAGGAUUGUUUGGCCGAAUUAUUAAUUCCGUGGCCAUCUUCUGGACCUUGUUUGAAUGCACUAUUUUGAGUAUUCCUACGGUGCUUCCGAUCUCGGCUGUCAACUUUAACUAUUCAUGGGUGGUCAUGAUGGGUGUUCUUUUCAUUGCUGUGUUCUACUAUCUGAUUCAUGCCCGCAACUAUUACGAGGGUCCACGCAGCACCAUGACGCCCGAUAUGCUUCAUAAGCUUGGUGUUGUUACCCUAGAGGAAGAGAAAACACUCGAGCAUCAUCCGGAGCUUGAAUACACAGACUUGCCCGGUCAUGAAGAAACAGAAGACCCACCUAUUAUUCCUUUUACACAUAACCACGAUGGCCACCAUGGCCAUGAGUCGCACCCAGGAUCCAACUGA